AUUCAGUUUUCAGCUGUGGUUUUCAGUUUUAUUGUUUUAUUUUACUCCCUUUGUAAUUUUGUUAGACGUUAAAGAAAUACAAAUAAGAAAUUAAAUAGAGCGUAAGGAAGGAUUACGUUAUUUCAAUUCCUGAUUGAAAUUGAUAUGUCUACAUCAAGCAAUAUCAUACAAACUGUCUAUUCACCUGCAGAUCCUGAAACACCACAGGGAACAGCUCCUAACAGAAUCCAAAACUUUGACCAGUCUCUAAACCAUGUGGACUUGGGGCACAGCAUAGAGCAGUCACUAAAGAGUGCCCAAAAGGAACUUCACCAGAAAAGAAUCCAAACCCUCAGAAAAGAAUUAGAAUAUCUUAAAUCAACAGAAUGGGAGUUUGUUCAAGAAAAAGGAUUCGGGCAAUAGUUUGAAGAUGCUGUUCUACUUAAAAAAUAUUUACAACUAUUUGUUUGGAGGAGAAACAGUUAAUGAAGCAGAGCUUGACUAUGAAACUGAGGUUUAUCUAGCUGAUCAACUUUUAGGCUUGGAAAAUGAUGAAGUUAACAACACAGAUAAAUUCCCUGAAGAUAAGGAAGUUGUUGAAACUGACAGUUUGCAAUGUUUUCAUAGAACUGGUGAGAUAACUUACUUAGACAAAAACUAUGUGCUUAUUGAUGGGGAGUAUUAUUUUGACCUGAGUGGCUGUCCUCUUCAAGUGUAUCCCAAAGACAGAGUAUCAUACAUGUGCUAUAAAGAAGAAGACACAUUCAAAGUUGUCCGGCUGCUUGAAAAUCACGGCCCUGCUUGGGGUGACAUUGUUGAAACUCAGGAAGAUAAGUACCAGAUCAUUGAGCAUACAAUAAUUGGAGAGGUGGAGAAUAGGCAGAACCGUCUAGUUUAUAUGAAAGACUUGACAUUUAAUCUGGAUGAUGUUGAAGCAGCAUUUGUACCAGUAAAGGGAGACUGGCUAGAGUUGAAAUGUUCUGUACAAUUUGAUGAAAGUAAACCUUCAGAUAUAUCCACAAAACAGGUGUUGAAAGUAUUGGGGUUGAAAGCACUGAGAAGUAAAACAAUGAGUUCAACUGUUACUUACUGGGAUGGAGAGACUGGAGUUUGUGACAACCAAAUUUAUUUCAACAGACAUUCAAUUCAAAAUGGCAGUUGUAUACAAACUGGAUCAAAGGUUAUGCUUGAAGCAAUUGAAAGCAAUCAAGGUCAUUGUACUUGGAGAGCUAUCAGGAUGCUUGUGGAUGAAGUGAGCGAACCCAGCCAGCCCGCUGCAGACAAUGAUAAAGAAGAAGAAAGGAGUCUUCAAAUAGAACAAGAGAAGAAUAUUCAUGUGACACACCCACUCACAUUUGAAAAUGUCCAGUUUGGUAGUAAUGCCUGCAUGAAGUUGAUUAUUACCAAUAAUAGCAACGAAAUACAUACCAUACUCCGCUGGUUAAUUGUAUCAAAGAAGAGUGACUCUCAAUUCAAUAUCACACCUUUCUUGAAUAACCAAGUUAAACUACUCCCAGGUCGAAACUUUACAUUUAACAUUACCUGUCGGCCAAAGUUCUUGGGCUCAUCUAAAGAAUUAAUGGUAAUAGUGUUUAGAGGAUUCCAACUUAAAAGAUACUUAAGUACCAAUGUAGUGCAAGAAAGACUGAACACUGACACUUUAAUUAAUGGAACCGAAAAUGGUCAGAUAUCCCAGGAUCAAAUGGUUCAAAAUAUGAAGAGUGUCAGAAAAAAACUGGCAAAGGACAUAGUGCCAGGUGUGAGAACAAUCAGGUCUGCAAACUUUAUCCCUGUCAAACUUGGCAUGUACCCAAUCCCUGACAAAAUUUGGAAAGCCGUCCUGGGAGAUUCUGACGAAAUAAGUAAUGACAUUAACAGCACCAUCAGGAGAAUAGAACAGCAUUUGCCAUUCUUGUCUGGCGACCUAAACAUUCACAACUACACUGACAUAUGGCACGCCCUGCUUCACAUGGAGGAGAUACAACAGAAUGUGCACAUGAGAGCUUACGAUAUGCCAAAGACAUUUUUGGAUCGGCAUCAGGAAUAUCUAGGCAUUGAAAUCAAGGGCUUAGCUGAAAGGAGGCCCUCAUUGAUUCAAGGCGAUAGAAUAGUGGUUCAGGAUAUUUGGGAUGACAAAUCACAGCUCUAUGAGGGCUUUGUCCAUGGUAUCAGAGGAGACAUAGUCUUAUUGAAAUUCAGUCCGCGCUUCCAUGAAUUAUAUUCUGGUAGUGAUGUUGCUAUAGAGUUCCAUUUUAGCAGGACUACAUACCGAAGGGCUCAUCAAGCUAUAAACCUGGCCAUUUCCAACCUGGGCCCGGACCUGCUGUUCCCCAGCCGCGUGGCGAGCCGCCCGCCACAAGUAUCCCUGGACAAAUUGAACAACAUUACAUGGUUUAAUACUCAUUUGAAUGAUGGACAAAAGGCGGCAGUAAAAAACGUACUAGCAGGCGAGUGCAGACCAAUGCCGUACUGCAUCUACGGACCACCGGGAACCGGGAAAACCAUCACGGUCGUUGAAAUAAUUCUUCAAAUAUUGACCGUGUUCACCGACGCCAGAAUAUUAGUUGCGACCCCAUCUAAUAGUGCGGCCAAUUUAAUCACGGAAAGACUGAUACAGUACAUGAAUGUAUUCUCUGGGUCCAUGGUGCGGCUCAUUGCCGUGCACUUGUUGGAAUCUAAUAACAUCCCUGAUGCCAUAAAGCCAUUCUGUGCCACUCUUGACGUAGCUAAAGAAAACACAUCUCACCCCCGACACAGGGUAAACCACGACGGCGUUAACUUGAACUGCCAAACCAAUUACGUGGGGAGACACCGCGUCACUAUCGGCACGUUCCAAUGUAUCGGAACAUUAUCGCAAAUGGGCCUCCCGAGAGGUCACUUCACUCACGUGAUCGUGGACGAGGCGGGACAGGGCACGGAACCAGAAAUAAUGAUCCCAAUGACAUUCACAGACAAAGAUAACGGACAAAUUAUACUGGCAGGAGACCCCAUGCAGCUGGGGCCAGUGGUUUUGUCCAAAUACGCUGAAGAGUUCGGUAUGCAGCUAUCAUAUCUGGAAAGAAUUCUGGACAGAUUUCCCUAUCAAAAAGACUAUGAUGCGUAUAAAGAAGGCUACGACAGCAGACUUGUGACUAAACUGACUGAAAACUAUAGAUCUGUGGAGGAAGUUCUAGAGCUGCCUAGUCAGAUGUUCUAUGACGGGAUACUGGUGCCAAAAAUCAAUAGAAAUGAAGACUGGAUUGUGGGAAUUAGUUCUGUUGUUAAUGAAAGUUUUGGCAUAUCUGAUGGAGGGAGGGGUGGUAUUUUUGUAUAUGGCAUCCGUGGUGUGAAUUCUAGGGCUGAAGACAGCCCGUCGUGGUAUAACCCGCAGGAAGGGUCCAUGCUCGCACUCACUGUGUGCAAGCUGUACAAGAAGCAGCUGUCGCCAGAUGACAUCGGCGUCAUCACGCCUUACAUUGCACAGGUGAAGUACCUACGGCUAGUGUUCGACGCGAUGGGCCUCCCACAGCCGAAAAUCGGCACCGUCGAAGAGUUCCAGGGGCAGGAGAAACGAGUCAUCCUCAUAUCCACCGUGCGAUCCACCGAGUCUCACCUACAGCAGGACCACAAACACGCACUGGGCUUCGUGAAGCACCCCAAGAGGCUGAAUGUGGCCAUCACUCGAGCGCAGGUGGCGGUCCUACUGUUCUGUAACCCGCAUCUGUUGCACAGGGACCCACAGUGGAAUAAAGUACUAGCAUAUGCUGUCAAGAAUGGGAAAUAUUCCGGCUGUGAUUUGCCGUCUGGUCUAGCCAAUGAUGUACAAGUGGGUGAAUAAUAUUCAAAGUCAUUCCAUUUUAUAUAGCUACGUAAUUUGACUUGAACCUCAUUAGUUUUAACCCUGGAUCUCUGUCGGUACUGAGCUAUCAUUCGUAAUCGCAUUGGACUUCUUCGCCAACUACCUAAUCUCGUUAGAAAGAUAGAGAAUUAGGAAUGCGAGUUUUUACACCAUUCGUUCGAGUAACUCGAUUUGUAUGGCGCGGAAGAGUCGCCACCUAGCGGUACUCGCGCUGCACUACCUCUGCGCCAUACAAACUCGCAUCUAUUUUCACUGCUUGAUCGGUUAAACCUAUACUAAGCCCUCAGAGGAUAUUUUUAUGAUGAUUAUGAAAAACUGGGCAGUGGCCUGAUAUUUUCUCUUCUGUUAGUU
Molecule: messenger RNA, 4168 nt
Organism: Plutella xylostella (diamondback moth)
Lineage: Eukaryota; Metazoa; Arthropoda; Insecta; Lepidoptera; Plutellidae
Product: probable RNA helicase armitage
Molecular function (GO): helicase activity
Source: RefSeq, a predicted model, not a curated record